AUGACCGGCCGCCGCUGCCGCUGCCGCGAGGGCCUCGGCCCGUCAACCUUUGCCGCCCCAACAGGCCCCACUCAGCCCAUUACUAUCAACGGCGUUAAUCUCCCCGGUGGCGUCGGAAAGGAGCGCCCCACGAGGGAGGAAGUCAUGGCCAGCUAUCAUCAGCUUCUAGACUCGGGCUUCUUCGGCGCUCAUGCUAUCAAGUCAACGCGGCAUCCCGGCGCAGGCGCGUCAGAGGCUCUUCUCUCAACGUCGUUACCAAGCCAGCGACCUGGAGGCCCUCCUACGGAAUUCUCCCCACAUCCUUUCGAGACCUCAGCUCCCGACCAUUUACUCGCCUGCUCGUACGCGCAUGGCACCCCCGACUCGCCGCACAAGACGCCACAGAAGUCGCCCUCUCGCCGACCCCUUACCGCAACGACACCUGAGCGGCCUACCACAGCGCCAACUCCCGAGUCGCGCGGCAAGAAGCGCGCUCACGAUGAGCGUGAAGACGAAGAGGCUGCGACACCGCGCCCCACCCGCAAGCUCCGUAAGACUACGCGCAGCAUCGCCGACUUUGCCCUCCCUCGUAUCAAGCGCUACCGUGCUACGGAAUCCGCGCAAUCCCCCAGCUCCCGCACCUAUGCGUCCCCUAGCCGCCGUCGGUGGGGCACGCUCGCCCGAGGCGUCCGGACGAACAAGCUUGCCAAGCGACCUGCCAGCAGCAGCGGUGGAGGUAGCCGGCCAGGUUCGAGCCGAGUUCCCACGCGCGAGCUGACCAUAAGUGGACCAGUCUCCUCCGUUGUCAAGCUUGAGCCCGGCAAGUUUGAUGCUCUACAGUCAGGCCAGGCCACCGAUAUCGAGAGCCUUGGCGGCAAAGUCAUUGCCACGGGUGUACCUUGGGGCCGUCUCGCGCAGCAGCAACAAGAAGAGCUGGAGAGAAUGCAGCAGCAACAACAGCAGCAGCAGCAGCAGGCUGGUGGCCAGGGAGUUAGCCCCAUCCAACAGCAACAGGGGCGUCGCAGGAAUGGUCCCUUGAGCGUACGACCGGAUGCGAAUAGGGAAUUCCCUCGGUACCGACCAUCCCAGCACAGUUUAAGAGCCCGCUGCAACGGAACCCGGUCUCGAGAGCUCGCGGCGAGAACGAAGAUGUCGAGAUGA
Molecule: messenger RNA, 1140 nt
Organism: Parascedosporium putredinis
Lineage: Eukaryota; Fungi; Ascomycota; Sordariomycetes; Microascales; Microascaceae
Source: the annotation of a GenBank genome assembly